CUCCGACAUUUCAGCCAUGGCGGCCUCGCUCUUUGCCACCCGGCGCACGUUAGCCUCGCUGUUAUCCCGCCGCUCUCGUACUUCCCUUUCCGCUCUGAUCCACGGCCUCAACGACCACCACCAGCAGCCCGCGGCGGACCGGUUCGCAUCUCAAACCCGGUUCAGCUCGUCGCGCACCGGCUAUUCUCCGCUGAACGACCCGUCGCCCAACUGGAGCAACCGGCCCCCGAAGGAGACGAUUCUCCUCGACGGCUGCGAUUAUGAGCACUGGCUCAUCGUGAUGGAGUUCGAUUCCGAUCCUAAGCCCACUGCCGACGAGAUGGUUAAUGCCUACGUCAAAACCCUAGCUUCCGUUGUUGGAAGUGAAGAAGAAGCGAAGAAGAAGAUAUAUUCUGUGUGUACAACGACGUAUACUGGGUUUGGAGCUCUGAUCUCCGAAGAGCUUUCCUACAAAGUCAAAGCCCUUCCCGGUGUCCUGUGGGUGUUGCCCGAUUCAUACCUCGACGUUCCCAACAAGGACUAUGGAGGUGAUCUCUUUGUUGAUGGCAAAGUCAUUCAUAGGCCACAAUACAAGUUCACUGAGAGACAACAAAACACGAGGAGUAGGCCUCGCCCACGACACGACAGUCGUCGUGAAACAAUGCAGGUUCGGAGGGGAGAGGCCUCGACUCCCGAUCUGCCGCCUGCCGCACAAUCUGGAGCGUCAAACCGUGGUGUUGGUGGAGGCAGUGGCCGUGCAUGAGGGUUAUACUUAUUUUCUCUUUACAUGAUGCUUAGGAGUUAGGAUAGAGAAAGCUUUUGGAUUGUUGCAUCUUCUUCAUGGUGAGUGGUUGUGCACUUAAACAUGUCACACUUAGAAAAAAUUGAGGAUGCAGUUUGCAAAUAUUUUGAAAUAGUGAUUUCAACUUUUAGCUGCA
This is a messenger RNA of Salvia miltiorrhiza (redroot sage), 917 nucleotides long. Its product is annotated as multiple organellar RNA editing factor 3, mitochondrial. The record is from RefSeq and is a predicted model, not a curated record. Gene Ontology annotation, cellular component: mitochondrion. Lineage: Eukaryota; Viridiplantae; Streptophyta; Magnoliopsida; Lamiales; Lamiaceae. The transcript has 4 exons. Gene Ontology annotation, biological process: cytidine to uridine editing; mitochondrial mRNA modification. The coding region runs from base 17 to 742 and encodes 241 amino acids.